AUGGAGACAGUAACAGAUUUCCCCCAGGACCCUGACUCCGAGGGACACUUCCAGUUCUGUGUCAUCGUGCUGGGGGACACAGCCGUGGGCAAGUCCUCACUCCUGCACUGCUUUGCUCAUGGGCCAGGUGGGGGUCCUGCUGGGGCAGCCACCACUAGCCCCACCGUCGGUGUCGAGUUCUACAGCUGGACUAUCCUGAUGCCACCCAUUGUCAAGGCCAAGCUGCAGCUCUGGGACAUGGCUGGUCAGGAGCGGUUCAGCUGCAUCACCAGGUCCUUCUAUCAGAGUGCAGCGGGGGUGCUGCUGGUGUUUGACCUCACCAACUGGUCAUCUUUUGAGCACAUUCCUGAGUGGUAUCAUGAGGCUGGGGGGGACCAGCUGCCUGCCUUUGUCCUGGUGGGACACAAGUGUGACCUGGUGGCUGAGCAAGCCGUGUCAGCAGAGGAAGCUGGACACCUCGCUGCCACUGGCAUGGUCUUUGUGGAGACCUCGGCCUUCAGCAACCUCAACGUGAAGUUGGCCUUCCAGACACUGGCUGGGGGUAUCCAGCAGGCACUGGGCAGGGGAAUCCUUGCCCCACACCAGGGAUAUGAUGGCGUCAGGCUCUGCCCCAACCAGAGUCAUGGGACCCCAAAUUGUGGGGAUGCUUCUCUCUCCACCCAGCACCUGCAGCCCUUAGGUGAUUAUGGGGCUGGGUCUCCCACCUGGGCUUGGGUUUAUUUCAAACCUUAA
This is a messenger RNA of Lonchura striata (white-rumped munia), 732 nucleotides long. The record is from RefSeq and is a predicted model, not a curated record. Lineage: Eukaryota; Metazoa; Chordata; Aves; Passeriformes; Estrildidae.